Molecule: messenger RNA, 2287 nt
Organism: Pteronotus mesoamericanus
Lineage: Eukaryota; Metazoa; Chordata; Mammalia; Chiroptera; Mormoopidae
Gene: LIMS2
Product: LIM zinc finger domain containing 2
Exons: 10
Coding region: 351-1376 (341 amino acids)
Biological process (GO): positive regulation of integrin-mediated signaling pathway; cell-cell adhesion; positive regulation of substrate adhesion-dependent cell spreading
Cellular component (GO): cytoplasm; focal adhesion; cell-cell junction
Source: RefSeq, a predicted model, not a curated record
GAGCCCGGACUUCGCGGAGAAAGUCCCCUCCGCCCCGACGCCUGUCUUCCCGAACCAAACCCAGUGCAGCGGGCUGCCGCGCCCAGCGCCCCCUUCGCACCCCUGCCUGCACUACCCUCCGCCGCGCCCCCCUCGCAUCCGCGCUUUCACUCCCCUCACAACAGCCCAGCCUGCACUUCCCGCCCCUACGGCCGGCAGUGCCCCGCCGAAGGCCCACUGCAUUGGGGGCCGUGCCGCGCUGCGCCUUUUUUGGGCGUCUCCCAGCUGCCAAGACCCGUAGGCAAAAGCUCCGCGGCGGCGGCGGCGACGGUGGCGACGGUGACGACGAGCAGGCUCAGAACGUGGCCACGAUGACAGGAAGCAACAUGUCCAAUGCCUUGGCCAACGCAGUAUGCCGGCACUGCCAGGCAUGCUUCACUCCUGCUGAGCGAAUUAUCAACAGCAACGGAGAGCUGUACCACGAGCACUGCUUCGUGUGUGCCCAGUGCUUCCGGCCCUUCCCCGAGGGGCUCUUCUACGAGUUUGAAGGCCGGAAAUACUGCGAACAUGACUUCCAAAUGCUGUUUGCUCCGUGCUGCGGAUCAUGCGGUGAGUUCAUCACUGGCCGUGUCAUCAAGGCCAUGAACAACAACUGGCACCCUGGGUGCUUCUGCUGUGAGCUGUGUGACGUGGAGCUGGCUGACCUGGGCUUCGUGAAGAACGCGGGCAGGCACCUGUGCCGGCCUUGCCACAACCUCGAGAAGGCCAAGGGCCUGGGCAAGUAUAUUUGUCAGCAGUGCCACCUGGUCAUUGAGGAACAGCCCCUCAUGUUCAGGAGUGAUUGGUACCACCCGGACCACUUCAGCUGCACCCAUUGCAGGAAGGAGCUGACCGCUGAAUCCCGAGAGCUAAAGGGGGAACUCUACUGCCUGCCAUGCCAUGACAAGAUGGGGGUCCCCAUCUGUGGGGCCUGCCGCCGGCCCAUCGAGGGUCGUGUGGUCAAUGCAUUGGGCAAGCAGUGGCAUGUGGAGCACUUUGUCUGUGCCAAGUGCGAGAAGCCGUUCCUAGGGCAUCGGCACUAUGAGAAGAAAGGCCUGGCCUACUGUGAGACCCACUACAACCAGCUCUUUGGGGACAUCUGCUAUGGCUGCAGUCAUGUGAUUGAGGGUGAUGUGGUAUCAGCCCUCAACAAGGCCUGGUGUGUGACCUGCUUCUCCUGCUCUACCUGCAACAAUAAGCUCACCCUGAAGAACAAGUUUGUGGAGUUUGACAUGAAACCCGUGUGUAAGAGAUGCUAUGAGAACUUCCCACUGGAGCUGAAGAAGCGGCUGAAGAAGCUGGCGGAGCUGGCCGCCCACAAGACCCACCCCAAGUCUGUGGGCCUCCACUCUACCUGAGGGGCCUCCCCUUGCCAUCACUUUUUCUCUCUUUCUUGCUGGUCUUCCUGCUCCUGCUGAGCCUUUCUGUUUGCCACCUCCACUGCUCAUCUCAUCUCCAUCUGUCGCCUCUUCUCUCUGGUCAGCAUUCCUUCCUGUUCCAUUUGCUCCCUUCUCUUGCCUUCUCCCUGGGGACUCUUUUCUCCCUUGCUAUGGGUUCCUUUUCCUUCCUUCUCUGCAGGCACAGGGCAGAGGUGGGGCUCUGCUUGUGGAGCCUAUGGCAGGCCUGUGCCUGCAAGCUUUAGCCUGAAGUCCUCAAGGGACAGGAGCAAAUGGGGACCUGGAGUCACCUGACCCUGGAUGUGGGCCACUGCUUUUAGUUCUGUCUAGCAGACCUGUUCCAAUUCCUACAGCCUGACAGCUCACAUUCUUCUGUGGUGGAUUGGCUAGCCUCUGCCCCAGAGUGGCCCCACUGUGUACCCAUGUGGACCCACACAGCCAGGCAGCUGCCCCAGGACCAAGGCCACAUGGAAGGGGGCCUCUGGCAAACCACCCUUCCAUCCCUCUGCCACCCACUCAACCAAGUAGGAUCCUCAUGCCUGAACUGGGCCAGCAAGUCCUGCCACCUCACCCCAUGAAUCAGCAGGAGGGGCAAGGAUCCUACUUCCCCCUCACUGAUGAGGCUUCCUUCCUGAAAUCUGGCCUUGGCUAUCCAUCCCAGGCUUGGGCCACUGUGGCUUUCCCAAGCUCCUCUGUGGCCACUGCAGUCCCUCCAUCCCCGCACCCCAGGCACACAUUAAGCUUCUGGGUCCAGGAGGUAGUGGAGCUAGGUGGGUGGCUCAUUCCUACCCUCCAGGGAGGACACUUCCUCCAUGGCCAGCACAGGACUUGGUGUGACUCACACUUGCACAAUGAAUAAAGGCUUAUGUACA